Triplophysa dalaica is the source of this 1059-nucleotide messenger RNA. RefSeq names its product small ubiquitin like modifier 2b (gene sumo2b). Gene Ontology annotation, molecular function: ubiquitin-like protein ligase binding; protein tag activity. Gene Ontology annotation, cellular component: nucleus. The record is from RefSeq and is a predicted model, not a curated record. Lineage: Eukaryota; Metazoa; Chordata; Actinopteri; Cypriniformes; Nemacheilidae. The transcript is spliced from 4 exons. Bases 153 to 440 code for a protein of 95 amino acids. Gene Ontology annotation, biological process: protein sumoylation.
UGACCCGCGGCGGCCAAUCGCAGUACAUCGCGGUGAACGAGCCCGACUCUCGUGACCGCGCACGUCUCGAUCGCUUUUAAUCGGGAGCGCGGACGUGCGCGUCCCCGCGUUGUCUUUGUGUGGCGGCGUAGAGAAGCGCAAUUACAAAAACCAUGGCCGACGAGAAACCCAAGGAAGGCGUAAAGACAGAGAACAAUGACCACAUCAACCUGAAGGUAGCAGGACAGGACGGGUCGGUGGUCCAGUUUAAAAUCAAGAGACACACACCCCUCAGUAAGCUUAUGAAGGCCUACUGCGAGAGACAGGGAUUGACGAUGAGGCAGAUUCGAUUCCGGUUUGAUGGACAGCCCAUUAAUGAAACAGACACGCCCGCACAGUUGGAAAUGGAAGAUGAAGACACAAUUGACGUUUUCCAGCAACAGACAGGAGGACUCAUCUAAAUCUGACUUUUCACCAAUCGCAAACCCUCUUCUUUCUCUCUCUCUCUCUCUCUCUCUCUCUCUCUCUCUCUCUCUCUCUCUCUCUCUCUCUCUUUCUCUCUUUCCCUCUUUCCCUCUCUGUCUCUCCAGAGCUCGCAUCAUCAUCAUCAUCAUAUGGUUAUCUGUAACUGCUGUUGUAUAGUGUUUUAGUUCAUAUUAUACUCUUUGUUUUGUACAUAAAGGAUUCCUGCUACAGUAAAUAUUACAUUGGGAUUGUUUGUUGCCUUGUAACAUCUGACAAGUCAAGACCCAGAGAUUUGGAGAACGAUAUCGGGUAAAAUCUGUGUAUAGACCAACUCUAACGAUUUUCACAGUUUUGAUUGUGUAGCUGCACCCAACAUCUGGUUCAGAUAUGAACACAGAGGCUUAUUUUUAUUUUAUUUUGAGAAAUCUUCUGUUAUACGUUCUGUUAUAGCAGACACAAACCUUCAGUUCAGAUCGAGUUCCUUUUGUCCGUUCAGAUAAAUUGGUUUUAAUUUGUUUUUUAUUCUAGUGGUCAUUUGUAGCGUGACACUCGAGUCAAACAUAUGUACUGUCAAAUCUCUUGUUAAAAUAAAUAUUCUCUUUUUAUCAAACUGUA